AUGUUGGACGCGCGAGUCAACGCCGUCCCUUCCCCGCCGCACUUCUCCGCCGCUCCUUCCUCCCUUUUUGACCGCAAUCGCGCGAUGAUGACGUCAGACGCCAUGACGUCACACCCCAACUCGAUGACGUCAGGCCGCAAAGCUGUAUCGCCAGGGCAUAAACGAGUCUUAGCAGGGCGCGGGGAAGCGGAGCCGACAGGGGCGCGUGGCGACGAUAGCGCGAUGGCGAUGGAAGAUGAUUGCUUCUUAAAGCCACCGGGCGCGGAGGGGCGCGCGGAUGGGCGCGCGGGGGUAGGGGCGGAGCUGCGGGAGGGCAGUCCGGGGCGCGAUGGCGCGCUGAUGGGCGCCCGCGCGCCUGUCGUGCGCGAUGGAGCCGGCGGAGGCGGGGAAAAAGGGGGAGCGGAGAGGGUGAGGGCAGGGGGAGAGGGCGCGAGGGGAAGCGGAGAGGAGGCGAGGGAAGGGGGCGUGGCGCGCGGUAGCAGUAGGCCCCGGCGCGCGAGAGUGGCCAGCAGUGGCGACGCCGUCAACGCGGGCGCCGCCAGUGCAGGCGCGGUUCCAGGACCAGGCACUGCAGCAGCGGACGCCGCACACACAGCAGAUGCGCAAGCAGCAGCAGCGGCGCCGCUGACGCGCAGAUUUCCCACGGCCCCGCAAACAGUCCAUUCCGCCAAGCCUGCUGCGCCACUCAGCAACAGCGGCGAGGGGGGGGCGGGUGCGGCCGAGGGGACGUGGCCGGGCGAAAUGGUGGGGGAGGGGGGAAGACGGGGGGAAGCGGGGGAGCAGAUGCGGGUUGGGGCGAGGCCGGGCAGUGGUAGAGCGGGGAUGAGACGAGGGCUCGGGGUGGGGCAGGCGGGCGCGCGCAUGGGCGCGGGGAUGGGAGGGGGAGGCGGGGCGCAGAGGCCUGUGACUGCUGGCGGCAGGCUGGUUGUGGCAGGGGCCGGCAACAGCCGAGGCGGUGAGGGCAGCGAUGCAGCAGGCAGCGAGACGGGCGUGGGCGAUGGGGGGAGCUGGAAGGCCCGCCCGACACACGCUCAGCAGGGCGUGGGGCAGCAGGGCGUGGGGCAGCAGGGCGUGGGGCAGCAGGGCGUGGGGCAGCAGGGCGUGGGGCAGCAGGGCGUGGGGCAGCAGGGCGUGGGGCAGCAAGGGGUGGGACAGCAGGGGAUGGGGCAGCAGGGGAUGGGGCAGCAGCAGGGCAGCGCAGGAGGGCAGAGUGGGGCGGGGCAGGAGCAGCAGAGGAGGGAGCGGCGGCAUGUGCGGCAGGCGAGUCUGCAAGUGGACGCAGUGCAGCGCCUGCACGGCACCAAGGGCUCCGCCUCCCCUCCCCACGCACCAGCCAUGCCCCUGCCCCGCCGCCCCCACACCGCCCUCGCCCGCUCCCCCUCGCCCUCCCCCUUUCCUCCGCCCUCCACCGCUGCGCCGCCUGACGCGCGUUCCUCCUCGUCCCGCUCCGCCACCUCCUCCCCCUCCCCCCCUAUCCGCCCCCAGCCCCCCUCGCCCCAAGAGGACCGCUCCCCCCGCGGCCUCUCGCAGUCCCCCCCGCGUGGGGGUCCCCCCGCGCCCCUGCACGCGGCAGCAUGCGCGGAAGCAGGGGGGGGCAGCGAGGGUGAGACAAGGGGGUCCGCGAGGGCGGGGGAGAGGGGCGGAGGAGGGGGGCGGGGUGGGGUGAGAGCGAUGGGGCGGAGCAAGGCGAGUGGCAUGGGGCGGGCGAAGGGUGUGAUGGGCGUGGAGCGAGCGCAAAUGGGAAUGGAAAGAGGUGUGAUGCGCGCAGAAGCAGGGGGGGCGAUGGAGGGAGUGGAUGGAGGGGCGGCGGGCGGACGAGGCAUCCCUGAAGGGGCACACAGUUCCCUGCGCCAGCAACCGCUGCACGGUCCAGUCAGCGCUGACGUGGCACCAGCAGCAGCAGCAGGAGCAGCAGGAGCAGAAGCGAGCUCGCAUUGGAAUUCAAAUAAUCAUGGUGGCAGUGAGAGAGGGGGUGAGGGGAAUGGAGUGGUUGGGGCUGUUGCAGAGGCCAGGAAGGUCCGUGCAGGCGGGCAGAGCAGCACAGGCAGCAGCACUGAGCUUGCGCCACGAGCGGGCGGCAACGGACGGCUGCGAUCGAGUGUGAGUUUCGGGCAGGCCAGUGCGUGUGAGCUGCGCUCUGCUGCUGCUCCCACUGCCACCGGCACUGGCGCUGCCACCACUGGCAGCAGCGGCGGCACCAGCAGUGCAGGGGAUAGCAGCGAACGAGGUGGGGAGGGGGAGGGGGAGGGGGAGGGGGAGGGGGAGGGGGCGGGGGCGGGCGCUGCAGGGGGCAGGGCGGAGAUGGUCGCUGGCAGCAGGGCGGGCGGCGCGGAGGGGCAUGCAAAGGGAGGGGCGGGGCGGCGGUUAACUCGCGCCCUGAGCGCCAUGGAGGGGCGCGGUCAUGCGCCUUGGGGGCCAGCUGCAGGGGCUGGGGAGGGCGGUGGGGGGAGUGGUGGUGGUGGGGGGGGGGGACAGGGCUCCAAAGGGCUGAGUGAAGGGGAGGGCGCAAGUGGUGGGCUGGGGAGGCAAGGGGGGGCGAGGGCGCGUCCAGAGCAGAUGGCGGGGGAGGAAGGCAGAGAAGGCGAGAGGGGGGGAGGAGGGGUGAGUGCAGGUGAGAGCAGUGGGUUCAAUGGCAGGGGAAGAAAGGCGCGAGAGGGACCCGCCAGAAGUUCGGGUGGGGAAGGGGGAGCAGCAGCAGCAGGGGUGGCGAGACCCGAGGCACACACAGGUGCCGCUGUGGCCCUCGCUUCUGCCCCUUCCCCCGGUAGUGAGUCGGGGAGGGGCAGGGGCGUGCAGAUGGGUGGGGAGAGGUGGACAGCGGCACAGAGGGCUGCAGCACGGGACAUGCAGUGGGAGAGGGAGCGGGAGAGGGAGAGCGGCAGGGGCAGAGCGACCCGCGGGAGAGAGAGGAACCGGUCGAAUCCUGCCACUCCCACAGGCACCUCCCGCACACCACGAGGGGCCGUGGAGGGUGGGGGGACGCCGAGGGGUGUGGCGGAGGGAGGAGGGGGUGCUGCGGGUGAAGGGGCGGAGGGAGGGGGCGGGUCAGGGGAAGAAAAAGCGGGGCGUGCACGUGCAAGGCGGGGUAGGAAGGGUGCGGGCGAGGGGGGGGUGAGGCGAGGGGAGGCUGGUGAUGAGGGCGAGAGGAGUGGCCGGGCGAGUGAUGGGAUGGUGGAGGGAGGGAGUGUGCGGCAGCAGAGAGGCUUAGAGGAUGGGCGGAAAGGGCGAGAGGGAGGUAGAAGGGGCGGGGAGAGCAGUGAAAGUGGUGUGGUUGGAAGGGAGAGAGAGGGGAGAGAAGCGGCACAAGUGGAGGGUCUAGGAGAGGAAGGGCCAGGGGGCAUGGCAGGAUUGGGCUCAUCUGGCUUCAAGGGGUUGGCACAACCACGGAUGCAGCAGCAGACAGAGCAACUGCAACAGCAGGCGCAGCAGCCGCAACAGCAGCAGCAGAGGGAGAGGGAGGGGCAGGGGUGGCAGCAUGGGCAGGCAGUGCAGGGGGAGGCAGAGAAUGGGAGUGGCAGCAGAGGGGGCAGCGCACAGGAGGGCGAGGUGGAGGUGGGUGCAGUGGGUGGUGGGGGCGGGGUGGGUGGGGCAGGCGGGGUGAGGGGGCGGCGAGGGGAGGUGGUGACAAGCCGGCCGUGGCACGCGCGUGUGGGGGAGGGGAGGGGUGGGCGCGCGUGGGACGAGUCAGCAGCCAUCGGGGCGCCGGUCACGCUGCUUGCUGCCGUGGGCAGCGGCAGUGCGGCGGAACUUGCAGUACGGCCCAUGCCAUUCACUGGGGUUGCUGCUGCUGCUGGGGUUGCUGGUGGGGUUGCUGGUGGGGUUGCUGCUGCUGGUGGGGUUGCUGGUGGGGGGGGUGCAUGUGAGGCGAUGCCGCUGACGCCGCCUGUGCUGUCCCUCACGGAGCAGCGCCUGCUGGCAGCCCGGCACGGCGCAGCAGGGAGUGCAGGGGGCGGAGCAGCAGGGGGGGCAGCAGUGGGGGGCGGCAGGAGGGGGGCGCGAGCCAUGGUGAAGAGCAUGUCCAUGUCCGCCGCCGACCUGCACCUUGUGCCCUCGCCGCACGCCACUCCGCCCCCUGACGCUUCUGCCGGGAGGGUUGCCAUGGGCACCGGUGUAAGCACCGGCACGGCCGUGGGCGUGGGCGUGGGCGUGGGCGUGGGCGUGGGCGUGGGAGCGGGAGCAGGCUCUCGAUCUAUGGCCAUUUCUCGCACAUCCUCCUCCUCCGGCCGCCCCGCAUUCCCACGCGCUGCUUCUACUUCUGCUGCUGCCGCAGCUGCAGAAAGUGCGUCUGCACACUCACUUGCCAUGCACCCCGGCCAAUCCGUGCCUCCUGCCAGUGACACUGCAUCAGCCGCCAUGUUCCUGGGCAUGGGCCUCCCUGCCGCUCGCAACUCUGAUACCUCUGAGCGCCUGCUUCGCCUCACAGCGCGGUGGAGCGAGGUGCAAAGCGGUGGCGGCGGGCGGACGGGGGCAGGAGUGCACUCGGAUACGCCAAGGCUGGGCAGCGGCGUGGGGGGAUCCAUGGACCUGCGGCGAGCAGCCUUCCAUGCAAGCAUGGGCGCCGGCACGAGCAUGGGUGCAAGCAUGGGCAUGGGCGUGGGUAUGGUGGGCAUGGGCACAGGAGGAGGGAGGGUUGGCGGGGGCAUCCCAGCAUGUUCGAGUGCGGAGGCGGAUGUACCCGCGUGGGCGGCUCCCCAAGGGGACAGUGGGGGCGCAGAAGCAGGUGGGGGGAGUGCAGCAGCAGGUGCAGGUGCAAGAGGUGGUGGGGCGGGCAGGCGGGCAGGAGGAGGCGGUGCGAGCGGGCGGUCUGGGCUGGGAGGAGAGGGGGGCCUCACCCGCGGUGGGUCGGGUGUGAGUGGUGCUGUGAGUGGUGCUGUGGGCGGUGGGAUGAGAGCAGGUGCACCUGCGGGUGCUGCGCUGCGGCGCCAUGGCAGCAUGUCUCUGCACCAGCAGCUCGUGGCUCCUCCUGUUGGCACGUGGCAGGAGCAGGCCGUGCAAGCUGGUGCUGUGCCCGGCACGGGCAGCACCCGGCAUGAGCUUGCCCGCAGCGCCAGCAGCAGCGCUGCCAGGCUUAGGGGCGCGGCGGUGGGGGUCGGGGUGAGAGGCGGGUGGGAAAAGGGGAUGUUGAGGAGUGAUGGUGAGCGGGAACAGAGCGGAGGUGGGAGAGAGGGGAGCGGAGGAGGGAGAGAGGGGAAUGGAGGUGCAAGAGAGGGGAGUGGAGGAGCAAGAGAGGUGAGUGGAGGAGGGAGAGAUGGUAGCAGAGGAAGAAGAGGGGGUAGUGGAAAAGGGAGAGAGGGGAGUGGAGGAGGGAGAGAGGGGAGUGGAGGAGGAAGAGAGGGAAGUGGAGGAGUAAGAGAGGGGAGUGGAGGAGUAAGAGAGGGGAGUGGAGGAGUAAGAGAGGGGAGUGGAGGAGUAAGAGAGGGGAGUGGAGGAGUAAGAGAGGGGAGUGGAGGGGACGGUGGGUGGGCAGAGGCAGCAGCAGCAGUGGCAUUUGGGACAGCAGCAAGUGGGACAGCAGCAAGUGGGACAGCAGCAAGUGGGACAGCAGCAAGUGGGACAGCAGCAAGUGGAUCUAUAACAGGGAGGUCAGCUGCAAGGGUGAAAGCGAUGAGGGGAACAGCAGCAGGGGGAACCACAGAGAAGGGAGUGGACGUAGGGGCAGCAGGAGGAGGGGAAGCAGCAGCAAGGGGAGCAAGAGCAGCUGGAGAAGCAGCAGGAGGAGGAGGAGCAGCAGGGGCAGCAGCAGCAGGGGCAGCAGCAGCAGCAGCAGCAGCAGGAGGAGGAGGAGGAGGAGGAGCAGCUGGGGCAGCAGCAGCAGGAGCAGCAGGGGCAGCACCAGCAGUAGCAGGGGCAGCAGGGGCAACAGGUGCAGCAGGGGCAGGGAGCAGCAGGGGAGGCGGCAGGGUGGCAGGGAGGACACUGCGCAAGAUGGCGAGUGACAACUUCCGCUCCUCCGCCCGUCCCAUGGGCAAGGCCAUGGGCAGCCAUGGGGGCAUGGGCAUGGGCAUGGGCAUGGGCAUGGGCAUGGGCAUGGGCAUGGGCAUGGGCAUGGGCAUGGGCAUGGGCAUGGGCAUGGGCGUGGAUGGGGUGAGUGCAGGAGGCAACAGAGCAGUGAGGCUGUCCUCUACAGCCAGCUCGCUGGACCUCGCUGUGCCCUCUGCUGCUGCUCUUGCUGCCUCCGCCUCUGCUGCUCGCCCGGCUGGUACUGCUGGCGUGGGCACAGCCGGUUGGAGGGGGGAUGCACGGAGGAGAGGGGGCAAUGAGGGCGGUGGGGAGGAGAGGCGGGGGGAGGAGGAAGGGAAGGUGGGCAAGGAGGAGGCGGUGACGCCGUCGAAGGCGAGCAGAGAGGACAGUGUGACGCCCAGCCGCCUGUCGCGCGCCCGGCGAGCUGUUCUGAGUGCUGCUGGUAAGGAGCGGCGGCGCGCUGCUGGGAAGGGUGGUGAGGGAGAGGAGGAAGAGGAGGAAGAAGAGGAGGAAGAAGAGGAUGGAGAGGAGGAGGAAGAGGAGGAGGAGGCUGAGGAGGUGGGAGGGGAGGAGGGAGUGACAGACGCUGAGAGCGAGGAGGAUUCAAGCAUUCCUGUGGCGGCCCAGGCAGUCAGUGCGCACCAUAGCAGCGGAGAGCAGAGUGGAGCAGCAGCAGCAGCAGGGGGCAAGGGCAAGGCGGGGCUGCUGAGCAAGGCAGCCAAGGGCAUGCGGGGUCUGGGCGACCGCAUCACACGGGCGCGGCUGAGGCUGCUGCAGGGCGGGCAGGCGGACGUGCUGGGGAGGGGGUUCUCGGACGUGCGUGGGGAGUAUGACGUGGACGGGGGCCAGCAGGUGGGCAGCGGGCAGUUCGGUGUCAUCCGCGUGGUGACACACCGGGCAACUGGAGAGCGCCUGGCGUGCAAGUCCAUCAGCAAGACGUGCCUCAAGUCGAAGGCGGAUGCGGCGGACAUAAGGAGGGAGGUGGCCAUACUGGAGCAGCUCAAGGACCACCCCAAUGUCGCCCGCCUCGCUGCUGCCUUUGAAGACCCCAAGGAGGUGCAUCUGGUGAUGGAGCUGUGUGAGGGCGGGGAGCUGUUCGACCGCCUCAAGGCGAAGCGAGUGUACGAGGAGGGCGAGGCGGCAGCAGUGCUGCGCACGCUGGUGGACGUGCUGAGGCACUGCCACGCCAUGGGGGUGGUGCACCGCGACGUCAAGCCCGAGAACAUCCUGCUUGUGUCGCAGCACAGCGACACCGAUGUCAAAGUCAUCGACUUUGGCAUUGCUGCCUUCUACAAGCCUUCGCGGCCGCUGACGGAGUUUGUGGGGUCGCACUACUACAUGGCGCCGGAGGUCAUCGAGGGCAGCUACGGCCCACCGGCGGACGUGUGGAGUGCAGGAGUAGUGCUGUACGUGCUGUUAUCAGGAGUGCCGCCCUUCUGGGCGCGCUCGGAGGACGGCAUCAUGCAGGCCAUCCUGGACUGCCGCCUGCGCUUCAAGCCCGAGGUGUGGGGCAAGCGCUCCCACCUCGUGCAGGACCUCAUCCGCCGCAUGCUCACACGGGAUCCCAACCUCCGCAUCACCCCCGCUGGCGUUCUUGCUCAUCCGUGGAUGGCAUCUGCAGCGCAAGCAGAUGAGUCGCAGCCGCAGUGA
This is a messenger RNA of Closterium sp. NIES-65, 7611 nucleotides long. The record is from the annotation of a GenBank genome assembly. Lineage: Eukaryota; Viridiplantae; Streptophyta; Zygnematophyceae; Desmidiales; Closteriaceae.